This is a messenger RNA of Paramecium pentaurelia, 864 nucleotides long. The record is from the annotation of a GenBank genome assembly. NCBI's taxonomy places the organism in Eukaryota, Ciliophora, Oligohymenophorea, Peniculida, Parameciidae.
AUGAGAAUUGCACAACAUAGCAAGUCAUGUUAAAUUCUUCUACAAAAAAAAAUCUUCACUUUUGAUGAUUAAGAAUUAAUUAACACAGCAGAAUCGACUCCUGAUUCUUCAGGAAAUUCAGAAAAACCGUAAUUAGUGGUUUUUAGAAGUUAAAUACUUCCUGACUCUUAAAUAGCAAGAGAGCUUCAUGAAGCAUCUAUCUAAUCACAUUGGUAUGGAGAAACACCCAAAGAGUAUUUAGAUAAACGUAUUGUAAAGCUCAAGAAACAAAAAUGUAAAUUUUGCUUAUAUAUGUUUUUUAGUUGAAAAAGUUGUUGUAUUGGAUCUGGAUGAGACAUUAAUUUAUCAUAAAAAUAAUAAGACUUAAGUUCGUCCCUUUUGUUAAGAGUUUUUGGAAAGAUUAUCAAGAAUAUGUACUUUAGUACUUUUUACUGCAGCUAAAUAAGACCAUGCAAUAAACGUAAUUUAAUUCAUUAAUUUAAAGAUGUUAAAAAUUAUAGAUCCAAAUAAAAAAUAUUUCAAAGCUAUUUGCACAUCAGAACACAUGAUAGGCAAUGUUAAAGAUUUGAGAAUUUUUUAAACUGAUCUCAAAGAUAUUGUUAUUGUUGAAAAUUCUCCAAAAAAAUUUAUGUAUUAUCAUAUCUAAUAAGCGCUUAAAUUAAUAAUGGCAUACCAAUCUUACCUUAUGAAGGCUAACAAAAUGAUAAUUAGCUUGAAUUAUUACUUUCUUUUUUAGAAAUAGUGCUUUUGGUUGAUGAUGUGCGUAUUCAAUUAGCAAAUGUCUUUAAAUUAUAAAAUUUUUAUAAGGAACUAAAUGGAAAAUAGGCCAUUAAUAAGUUAUACAAUUCUAAAAAGAUUUUAUGA